CACUCGCUCCCGUACGCAGACGGUCCCUCGAGCAUGCACAGAUGGGACAUGAUGGACCUCCUCCAGCGCCACCUCCCAGCGAGCUGCACCAUCCACCUCUCCAAACGGUUGGAGUCGUACACCGAAACGAAGCCCGGCGACAUCGCUCUGCGCUUUGCAGACGGCAGUACCGCAACUGCAAACGUGCUCUUCGGCGCGGACGGCAUACACUCUCCGACGCGUCGGUCCAUGUAUGAGGCUGCCGUCGAGCAGAAACACCCGUUGGUAGAUUCUGCCAAGAUGGACGAGUACGUCAAUCCACAGUGGUCGGGGUGGCGCAUCUAUCGUGACUUGGUCCCAAUGUCGAAGUUGUUGGAGAUGUAUCCUGAGCAUCCUGUAUCUGGGGAUAUGCACAUCCUGUGUGGACAGGGGAAGCAUGUCGUCCACUACCCAGUCAACAACGGCGCCAACCUCAACAUCGCAUACUUCAUCUAUGACAAAGAAAACGCCGGGAAACCAUUCGAGGGUCGGUGGGUCGAAGAUGUUCCCAAACAAGAAAUCGUGGACAGAUUCGACGACUUUGAGCCCGAGCCCAAGCAAAUUCUCGAGAUGGGCACUGCACAUCGUAUCGGAGCUGCCUAUCGUCACCCUGGGCAACGUAGCCCUCUUCGGAGACUCGGCACAUGCCAUGGCCCCACACACGGGCGCGGGCGCCGGGCAGGCGAUCGAAGACGCGUACAUCAUCGGGCGCCUCCUCGCGCACGACAAGGUCGACACGCUCGCGCGCGUGUCGCUCGCGCUUAGAGUGUACGAGGACGUCCGCCGCGAGCAGGCGCAGCGGUUCGCGCGGUACAGCAUGGACAGCGGGCUGCUGUACGAGUUCAGCCAUCCCAGCCAGGCGGGGCGGGAGAGGUCGACGGAGGCGCUGGAAGAGUGGAAGGAGGCUAUUCAGGAGAGGUGGGAGCGGUCGAUCGAGAGUGGGGCGCUGGAGGGGUGGGCCGAGGCUCAGAGGAGACUGGAGGAGGCUAUUCGCGUAAGUGGGGGAACCAACGGGUUGGUAGAUGGGGCGGACUAUGUUCGUCCGAGUCUUUAGCGCUUGAGAUGUAUAUUUAACACAUGUUCUCAUGCUUUUAUGCCUAUGAUGUCGUCCGUCUUCUAUCUAGGCCAGUCGAGAUAGAUAAGCUCGAGGACGAGUGUUUUCGCUUUCUGCAAGACACUGACGAUGCUGUGGUCCUACAUAUCACAUCUGCGUGCAUGUCGCCAAAAGCAGCAUGAACGCGAACAGCGUCUCGCUGAUCUUGACCAGCGCUACUACGAGCCCUUCACCGCCGACGACAAACACAUCCUCUCCCUCCCCAUCUCCGCCAUAGUCGUAGGUGUCAACUCCGCCAAGCUCUUCACAAGAGACGUCCUCUUCGCAUAUGGCAAAGCGGCCCGCCUCGCGCACCUCCAGACCAACUGCCUCACCGAGGUCAUGCUCUCCUCCGCCGAAGGCUGGGCCGACGCCGUCGCGCAGCAGCCCUCGUCCACAGCCCGACCACUCGCGGGCGUGCCCGUCUCCCUCAAGGACAUGAUCGCGCUGCAAGGAUGGGACGCAUGCAUCGGCUACUCGGCGCACGUCGGCAAGCCGUUCAAGGCGCACAGUGCAAUCGUGCGCCUCCUGCUCGACGCGGGCGCGGUUCCGUUCGUCAAGACCAACGUGCCCACCACUCUGCUGUCCUUCGAGUCGUCCAACGACGUCUUCGGCACGACGGAGAACCCGCACAAGAAAGGGUUCAGUCCCGGCGGGUCGUCGGGCGGUGAAGGCGCGCUGCUUGCGCUGGGCGGGUCGCGUAUUGGGGUGGGUACCGACGUCGCGGGGAGUGUGCGUGCGCCGGCGCAUUAUUCGGGGGUGUACACGAUCCGGUCGAGCAUGUAUAGGUUCCCGAGGACGGGGAAUGCGACGUGUAUGCCCGGGCAGGAGGCCAUUCCUGCGACGCAUAGCCCGAUGGCGAGGACGUUAGAAGAUCUGGAGACGUUUUGGAGGGCGGUGAUGGAGAUGAGGCCAUGGGAGUAUGACCACUCGGUUAUCGAAAUGCCGUGGCGAGAUGUCAAGCUACCAACGGAUAGGCCUCUGAGAUGGGGUGUGAUGUGGGACGACGGCAUUGUGGCGCCCUCGCCUGCAUGCUCAAGAGCACUGAAGAUGGUUACAGAUGCACUGAAGGGUGCAGGGCACGAAAUAGUGACAUUACAAAGUCCGAGCCCAUACGAAGGCCUCCAGCUCGCUUCUCAGAUUCUUCUGGCAGAGGGAGGGAAAACAGCGGGUGGCCCACUCCGCACGGGCGAGAGAAACAGCGCAGGGAUAGCGACGGGAUUCAUUGCACUUGGUCUUCCCCAGUGGGCCCGGCGCAUCUUCGCCUGGUACAUCCGCUACAUCCGCAGAGACCCCAUAUACGCGGGUCUCAUUGAGGGGUGGAGGGAAAAGACGGUUCAAGAGUACUACGCUCUGAUUGCGAAAAGAGAGGAAUACCGAGCGCAAUGGUUCAAGGUCUGGCGUGGAAUGGACAUAAGCAAAGCUAGCGGCGAGGGAGUCGAUUUCAUCUUGACCGUGCCGAACGCGUUGCCAGCGGUUCCCCAUGGAGGGCUGAGACAUGGAUGGAAGGCGUGUUGUUACACGUUCCUAUUCAGUCUACUCGACUACCCAUGCGGAGUAAUGCCAAUCACCAAGGUCGAAGGUGUCCUGGAUUCGCUUCCCGAAGGAUUCCGCCCAAGGAACUUGAUUGAGAAGAAGAACUACAAGAUGUACAAUAGUGAGGGAAUGGAUGGUCUUCCUGUCGGUGUGCAGGUCAUUGGCCAGCGCUUGAACGAGGAGCAUGUGAUGGAGGCGAUGAAGCUCAUCGAAGAGUUGAUGCGACGAGAGGGAAGAAAAUAUGCAGGCUUGGCGCUUUUCUAA
Molecule: messenger RNA, 2911 nt
Organism: Coniophora puteana RWD-64-598 SS2
Lineage: Eukaryota; Fungi; Basidiomycota; Agaricomycetes; Boletales; Coniophoraceae
Product: amidase signature enzyme
Exons: 10
Coding region: 1202-2911 (569 amino acids)
Source: RefSeq, a predicted model, not a curated record